Messenger RNA from Fundulus heteroclitus (mummichog), 5428 nucleotides. It is a transcript of the gene rab11fip5b, whose product is annotated as rab11 family-interacting protein 5. Gene Ontology annotation, cellular component: phagocytic vesicle; secretory granule; early endosome. The transcript has 7 exons. Gene Ontology annotation, biological process: regulated exocytosis. Gene Ontology annotation, molecular function: small GTPase binding. The record is from RefSeq and is a predicted model, not a curated record. NCBI's taxonomy places the organism in Eukaryota, Metazoa, Chordata, Actinopteri, Cyprinodontiformes, Fundulidae. Bases 114 to 4508 code for a protein of 1464 amino acids.
GGGGGGGGGGAAAUGGGGGUAUGACCUCCCGAUCAGCUGAUCAGACACCUCAGUGAAGUGAAACUGCGUGCGUCGAGUUCGGGUCGGGGGGGUCGGGGAGGCAGCGGUCCAAGAUGAUGUCCUUGAUAGAUCUGGACGAUGAUCAGCGCUGGGUGCCCACUCAUGUGAAUGUCACCGUGCUCCGCGCCAGGGGACUGCGAACCAAGGGCAAGCACGGCAGCCGCUACCUCUACACCAUCAUCCAGGUGGGGAAGGAGAAGUACACCACCGGCCUGGUGGAGAAGGCGGAGAUGCCCGCGUGGAACGAGGAGUGCUGCUUCGAGCUUCUCCCCGGGAUCCUGGAGGAGGGCGGCCGGAGCGACUACCCCCCUGGGAGCGGAGACCUGGUCCUCACCGUCAUGCACCGGGUCCUCAUUGGGCUGGACGUGUUUCUGGGGCAGACCAUCAUCCCCCUGGACAAGAUAUUUCAGGACGGCGUGUGUCCCAGAGACGAAUGGUUCAAGCUGAACUCCAAGGCGGGAAGGAAAGAGAAGGAGCGUGGUGAACUUCAGGUGACGGUGCAGUUCACCCGCAACAACAUGACGGCCAGCAUGUUCGACCUCACCAUGAAGGACAAGCCCCGCUCGGCGUUCGGCAAGCUCAAGGACCGCGUCACUGGGAGGAAGAGGGGCGACGUGGAGUCCUCCUCUGCCAUAGUGCCGGGCCGCUACGCUGCGUUGUCAGGGUCGCAGGGGCAACCGUUUGGAGAGGAGGUAGGGGUUGUGGUGGAGCCGCGAGGGGUGGAGGUAUCCGAGGAGAAGAGGAGCAAGAUGAAAGAUUUCUUCAAGGGAAGGCUGAGGAAGUCAUCCGACACCAGGUCCUGCUCUUCUCUGGCCUCAGAGAGCAGUAUGUCUUCCAUGGCCAGUGAUAACCUCGGCCCUCCACCCAGCCUGGAUUUGCUCUCUGACCCCCCCAGCUCCCCCAUUUACACAAGCAAAGUGAGAGUGGAUGCCCACUAUGGAGAAGCAGAUUUGGCUAAAAAAGUGCUCACCAGCCAGCACACCACCAAGAUUUUUACGCACAAGCGAGCCUUCAGCGAUGAAGCCACUAAGAUCACGACAGCCCUCUCUCGAUCAAAUGUUGCAGUGGAGUCCCUCAAGGGUCAGACCAUGACUCAGUCCAAGUCAUCCCUCUGUAUAAAUGGAAGCCAUGUCUACGAUUCAGAGCCGCCGACUCCAAAAAGUUCUGGGACGCUUCCAUCCAAACUGGUUCUUUUGGAGAAAUGCUCACCACUUUCUCGGUCUCUUCAGAAUCUCACGAAAAGGGGAGAGGACAAAAGUUCCUUUGCUGAGGGACGGCGUUGGUCCUUUGACAAGCUGAAGAAGGACGAAAAGGAGGAAGAGAAAGAAGCGUCGUCUCAAGAAGCUCAGACUGGCGACACCCCUGUCCAUGCAGCGAUGUCAAGCGUGUCUUCAGCAGGAUGUUCCCCUGAGAAAGGACGGAAACUGAGAAAGACGUUGUUCUCUGCAGGGAGGAGCGAUUCUCUGCCUGCUAAGUCAGACCUAAACCAGGCUGGUGCUUCAUCAGAGGGAAGGCUCAGAGGCUGGUUUGGCUCCGGGGAUUCCCAGAACAAACCGAGCUGCAACACGUGCACACGGUUGCUCACCCAACACUCACCAACACAGCACCUGAAAGUGCUGGAAGUUUCUCCUAAGAUAGAAAGCAGCUCAGAUGUACCCCCUUCCCAGUCUCCUUGCUCCCCAGUACCUCCUCCAUGCUCCCUUCCCUCUGCUUCUCCCUCUGGUCACGUUUCACCUGACAACCACAGUCACAUCAACCUCUUCACCCCUUCAUCUUCUCCUUCCUCAAACCCUCUCUCCCCUUCAAACCCUUUCCUGCCAUGUAUGCAGCGCAACCCCUUUUUUGAGGAGCUCGUAACAGAAGAGCUAGAGAAGUUGCCUUCUGUUGCUCCGUCAUCGAGCUCACCCCCCUUUCAUUACACCACCACUCGGUCAGCAGACACUGAUCCUGAAGUUGUCGGGAAACAUAAGGUCUCCAUAAAACGGGAGCGCCCCCGGCCAGUUGCUAAGCAGAUAUCGCUACCUGCAUUACUGCCCAAAGAAGCCCCGCUGAACUCCCCCAUUCACUCCGCCCCUUGCUCCACAUCUGAUCAUCCCGGAGAAUGGGAGGAGUCUUUCGAUGCCUUUGCCUGUAGUAGGCUUAACUCCCCUAAAGGUAGACUUCCUCCAGGACAGCCCAGAACCAGUCCAACCUUGUCUUGUAAACGUAGCUUUUCUCCAGUGGAUAACAUUGGCUGUAACUAUGCACAAGAACUGAAAAAAAGCAACGACGAGCCUCCGCCUCUGCCUCCAAGGAGACUUAUGAGGAGUUCAGUCAAUGAAAUUUUCUCGGGUGGCUGGUUGCACAGAGGCCAGGAGCUAGCGGUCCAUAAAGAAGCCUAUCUCCUCUCUCAGACCGGUGUGGCGUCUUUGCAACACGGCCGGGAGGGUGAAUCCAAAAGAGAGAGUCCGUCUCCCAACCCAAGUUCAAGCAGCGGAACGUCAGAGACUCCCAGCGUCCACACCCAGCCAUACACAAACAUGACCUCACCUGGACUCAUGUCUGAAGAGAACCCCAAAAGGUUCAAGUAUGAACCUCUGGAAGAUGUAGCCGACUGUUGGGGUGGGACGUUGUUCGAGCAAGACUUGUAUAGACGUGCGUGCAGGGGGAAUUAUGGACAGCAAAGACUAAACAAUCAUCAUUUACCGACUAAUGCUGAGGAAAAUGCCGGAAAUAAGAUCCAAUUCAAGAACUUUGGGUCUAAAGGGCUUCUUGAUUGUGACCAUUUCAGCAUAUUGCCCAUUGUUCCCUCCAACGUACCAAAUAUAUCUUAUACUCUGGCAGAGGAGCCAGAAGAAUCCAACUCAUGUGAAUCCACAUGCCUCAACAAUAACAUAUCUUUCUCAUUAACAUUAGGAGAUCUUAACAUGAAUUCAGAUAUUGGUUUCAUUGACUCAGGUGGGUCUUCUCCGUCAGAAGUAGCAGAUCAUUUCAAAAGCAACCUAGGGGAAAACAUUCCACCACAUGAUUUACAGUCAGAAACUUACCACAAGGGGACCACACAUGGGGAUUUAUUCACAUUAAAGGACACCUACAUACCCACCCUGAACUCUUCUUUUGAAAUUCCUGCGUCUUCUAAAAAAAUGUGCAAAGUACCACCAGUUUGCCAAGACAGCUGCCAAGACAGUCAAUGUGAACUAGCCAAUGUUGCAUCGUGUGGUCCCUGUGGGUCAAAGAGCCAAGGGAUCGUUGCUUUGGUGCAAACAAAUCCUGCAUCUAACUCACCAGAUGCUAAAACUGGACAUAGAGGUGAACAAAUAAGAUGUCAUGACGACUUUGAAAAGAUAAAGAAGGACUGGGAUGGCAACGGGAACCCAGAAGACAACUUAGACAAACCUAAGCAGGCAGAGUCGUUCUCAGGAGUGGUUAGUGCACGGAUUAGACCAAAAGGUGCUUCCAGACAGAACAGCAGUGACAGCCCAAGCAGCCAGAGCAAAUAUGGGGACAGAGAGUUUGUACAGUUUCUAUCGCUUGUCCAGAACCUUUCAGAAGUCAGCGAAGGACCGUUGUCUUAUCAGCCAACUAAAUCAGUGCUGACUUCUUUACAAGAUCUAGAACAGCCUAAUAAGCCUAAAUUGACUUCUAUCAUUGACCAAGCACAGCAAUGUGUGUCUAACACAACACCACCUAAAUCUUCAUUGGACAACACAGUAUCAUGCGUGCCAGAAAAAGCCUCCACAAUCAGCUUUGAAGAUCUCCAUGCGAAGGUUGCACCAAACUGCAGAACCCCUUCCACAACAAAGAUUGGGAAAUCUUUGCAAGAACAUGAACCCUGUUCUCCCUCCAUCCCUUUUACACUCCCCCUGUCAGCUGACACCCUGGUCUGUUGCCCCCUCAUACAAACCUCAAGCACAGGGCCCAGUGCUAAAAUCAGCACUUCACUGGCUGUGGCCUCCUACACUCCCUCGCUGUCUACCACCUUCACCACUGACCAGCCUCUGACUGAUGCACGGCACUCACUUUUACCUGAGGAGACACAGCCUGCAGGCAGCCUGCCCCAUCAGAAGAGCAGAUCUCAUCCAGUGAAGCCAUUAACAUCCAGCCAGCCUGAGAAGAAGGAGGGUCGCUCAGUUCUUGAAAAGCUCAAAUCUACCAUAAACCCCGGGCGUUCCACCCACCAGGCUCCACCUGAACCUGAAAAGAGUCAGGAGGUAACUGCACAAAGAGUGGCCCAGUAUCAGCACCUGACCAACAUGGAGCUGAUUUCCCUGCUGCUGCAGCAGGAGAUGGAAAUGGAGAAGCAGCAGGAAGCCUCCGAGCAGCAGGGGGCGCAGCUGCAGAAGUGUGAGGCUGAACUGAAGAAAGUCAAGGCGCAGGUUAGAGACCUGGAGGACUACAUUGAUAAUCUGCUCCUGCGGAUAAUGGAGCAGACGCCCACGUUGCUCCAAGUACGCACAAGGCACAAGUAAUGACGGAGCCGGCGUGUGCUUGGAGAUUAGCAAAAAAUGCGAAGAUUCUAUAAAAUUGUUGAUACAUAUAGGAGGUAAUGUUCUGAAGAAAUGCUCCAUGGGUUUGGUCUCACAAUCAUCCAGGUCUUCUCACUGCUAACACUACUGCCUUGUUGAUGUGGACAUAUUACCUUCCAUGCAUGCUGGUUACUGUCCCAAUUCGGCACAAACAGAAAACAGGCUUUGAGCAAAAAGCUUUCAUGAAAGCAGACACAAAUGAUGAUUUCACACAGCUCUUUGUAGUAGAAUAACUUAGCAGCUAUUACCAGUUUAACUUAAAAAAAAGCUGCUUUUGCAUGCGCUUCAACUAUAUGCAGGCUAAGGAAAUCCAUUUUGGAAGGGCUCUAGAGAAGCUCUUGCGGGAUUUACAAUUAGACUUAAAUUGUCUCAUGUAAAAAGAUUUCUGGCAAAAAUCUGAGUUUUUUUUUUAAAUAUAAUAUUCAGAUUAUGUUAUGCCAUAAAAGUUGAGUUAAAGGGUUCUCUUUUGUCGAUUACUUGUCAAAACGCUUUUAAAACAAAAAGGAGGAAAAACUACUUUGGAAACUCAAAUGUCCAAGAAUUUAUUUAGAACUUCUAAAGACUGUGGAGGACAAAGCCUUAGUUUUUGCGUUUCUUAUGAGUUAUAGAUGUUUUUAUUUGUUUGAAUUAUACUAAAACUUGUUUUUCAAAUUUGAACUGUUAAAGUUUUUGUUGUGUUAUGUACAUGUUCAAAAACAGUAAUAUUUUACUGUAAACAACUAAAUGACUAUUAUUAAUAAAGAUAUUGUAAGUUACCUUACCUUUUUUCAUAAUGUAUUCUAAUAGCACUCUCAAGUACCACUGUAGCUAGCUGCAAUGCUUUAUAUGACCGCAAUACUGUAAUAAAAUCAAAUGCACAUGAA